AUGGGCGUGAGCGUGAGCAUGUGCGUGAGCGUGUGCAUGAGCGUGAGCAUGUGCGUGUGCGUGUGCGCGAGCGUGAGCAUGUGCGUGAGCAUGCGGAGAAAAACUUUUACAGGGUCUGAAAGUAAAGAAACAAAAGUAACACCUAAACCAGAAAAUUUAGUGCCAUUUGGGGAUGUGGUUGGCUGUCUGGCUAUUCAUGUAAAGAACUGCAGUCAUUUUAUACCUAAGACCGAUGUACAGCAUGAGAACAGUUUUUUCAUUCGUAUCUCUAUAAACAACAUUGUGAAAUGUACAAAACUGUGUAGCUUGCUACCCCAAAAUAUACCAUUUAUCAUUAAUGAAAGGAAAACUGUGAUUAAGUUUGAUGAAGUGAAGUAUUUUUCUGUACAGGUUCCCAGACGUCAGAAUGAUGCACGAAAUAAUAUUUACCUGGAUCUAAUGCAAUUUGAUAAUAAAGAAAAGCAUAUUUUGUUAGGGCGUGUUCAGGUACACCUUUAUGAAGUAAUUCAGAAAGGGUGCUUUACUGAAGAAUUUCAAAUGUUGAAUGAAAACACAUUUGUCUGCAGGAUGGAGGUGGACUUUAUGUUCUCCUAUGGAAACUUUGGUUAUGGAUUUUCACAUCAGUUAAAACCUCUUCAGAAAAUUGUUGAGCCACCUAUGUUUAUGAAUAUCCCACCACCUCCGGAAAGAACAGACCCUGUGACAAAUAUUAUUAUACCACAGUCAAUAGAAUAUCCAGCAUUCUUAUCCCCAGACCUGAAAGUUACUGUUGGGAUGCCACCUCCGGAAGCCCAACCCAACCAGCCCCCUGCAGUGCGACUUGAAAAACUUCAGCAGCAACCUCGGGAAAGGCUGGAAAAAAUGAAAAAAGAAUACAGAGAUCUGCCUACAUGGAGAGAAAAAGCUUCGUAUUUAGAAGGAAUUCUUAACCCCAAAUUGGGACCUAAUAAACUUAAGGAAAGUAAUACCUAUGAGGUACCUGAGAGCCAAUUUGAAAAGAAGCCUGAAGAUACUGUAACAUCAGAUAUCUCUCAUAUAAAUAAGGAAGUUGAAACUAUUCCAACUGAGGAUGGAGAUAACUCAAAGGCGUUUGGUCCUAAAAGGGAUGAACCAGCAAAACAAAGAGCUGCUCAAUUGUUCACUAUUCCUAACCUGACAAUAACCGAAGGGAACAAAAUGAUACCUUUAGAGGAACACCAAUAUGAACCUGUAACAGACAGGAAACUGCAUACUAAACCCUUGCAACCAGAAGGAAAAUUAUUGGAUAAAUAUCCAAGCAUUUUAAAACGAGAAUCAUCUACAUCACAGAGUUCAUAUUGUUCAUUUAGCAUGCUGGAUGAAUAUGUAAAGCUCCCUGGUUUUAUGAAUGAGUUAAUGCAAGAUAAGAACUGUGGAUGGCUAAAUACAAAUAAAAAAGGAAAAACAGUGGCUUUUUUACAAAAACAAUACAUGUUACCACCUUUGAAACCAGAACAUACAGAAUCCAAAACAAAAUAUCAGAAUCUCAACAUCAAGGACAGUUUGGAUCCUUUUCUAAGGCUUUCAAACAACAAAAUAUCAGCCACUAAAAGGAGCUACCAAGAUAUGUCCAAAUAUAGAAACACUUUAAGUACAGAGGUUAUCGAACACGAGGACCAAGAUCCUCCUUACCCAAUACAUUCAAAACCUCCAAGCCCUCCUGAUACAAGCCGGCCCAGUGGUCUUGAUAGCAGCAUUGUAGACGCUAAGACUGUAGACACUAAGAAAAAGUUAGCCCCGGAUCCUGAUAUCAUCACAAUACAGACUUUAAGCAGUAAGAAUAAUUUAGACGGUGAGCCUACCAUCACCACAAUAAAGAGUUUAGAUAUUAAGAAUCACUUGAAGGAAAGACUGCCAGCUGCAUCUUUGCCACACUUUGAAGGAGAAUCAUCACUGACUGGGAAUGUAGGUGUACAUACAGGUCGCGUCUCAAGAUCAUUAAGUUUUACUUCCCUCCUAGACAACUUAAAACAGUCAGUGGUGCUCAAGCCAAAUUUAAGUGAAAAUCUUGAAGACCUUAUAGAUAAAUUACUUUUUAAACCAAAAAUUCCUAACGGCACUGAAGCAAGAGAGAAAAGCCAUAGUUCUCCACUUCUGAGUGUUCAUGAUAAACCACCAAGUUUGGAAGACAAAAUACUUGAAAAAAUCCAAGAUUUAAAUAACUGGCUUUCAGAAGAAGAUAUUUUGAAUUCAGAGUCUCCUGUAAAUCCAAAAACUAAAGGUAUUUCUGGAGUUUCAUUGUCAGAAGAUGGGCCAGGAAAUUCUCCAGAGAUAGAAAGGGACCUCGUCUCUGAAAACCACUUGGAGGACGGUGAUAUAGCUUUUCCAAUAAUCAAAAAAAGUAGUUUCAAAAAGAAACAUUUAGAAAGUGAAGUGUCUAGCCCCGAACCAGAUUUCAAUAGCAUCGCGCAUGAUUACAUUAUCAAGCAGAUAUUCACUGCCCCAUUCCUCUCCAAGUUGGCUAUGGGAGCGGAAGAAUUGAGUGAGACACAGAUGAACUGGCAGAAUCAAUUACCCAUAUCUUGGGAGAGUUUAUCUUCAAAUAUUCCAGGUCACUAUGAAGAAAAUGAUGAUGGGAGAGAAUUGCCAGAGGCCAAAUCUGUUGCAAGCCAGAUAAUUGAAGCAUUUUCUGUAGAUACUCUUUUAGAAUCUGGGAUCAUCAAAGUGGUAGAAUUAGGUGAAGACCAGAAGGGUUCUUUGCUGCACACACAGACAGCCUUUGCUGGAGAAAAGCCAAAGGACUCCACAGAAGUUUAUUCAGAAAUCAAGAGCAAAACAGAUUUUCUUUCAAAGCAGAAUAUACCCAUCGUCCCCAAAGAAACCACUUCUUUUUUGAAUAGAGCCACAUUUAUAGACAAAGGCCAAAAUACCUCCCCACAAGACACAAAAUAUCAGUCAACACCAGAUGAAAAAACAGAUUUGCCAAGUAAUGGUCAGAGGCUUGAUAGAGAAGAAAAUGAUCUAAGUUCUACCUUAGAAAAUUUAAGUACCUUGUUAAUGGGUAAACUUAAUGAGCCAGAUGUAACAAUGUUAAAAUCCUUUUUCAAAAACAUAUUUAAUGUUUUUUUAAAACAUAAUCAGUCUGAAAAGGGAAGACAACCAGAAAAAGAUUUAGAGAGACUAAUCCAACAUCCUUUUCUAAAUAAUGAAGAAGACCUUGAAGAAAUCAAAGAGAAUUUUGAUGAAGCAGACAAAUUAGACAGAAAACCUAAUUUGAAUCCAAAACUGCGUGUAUUUCUAGAUGCACUCUCAGAGUCAGAAAUUAAAAAAUUGAAAUCUGAGGUAAGCAAACAUAUCCAGCAUUACCUUGUAGAAAGACUUUCAGAAUCAGGACAUAUCACCAAAGAGGAUUUACCCAAAAUCUAUCAAAAUCUGUAUUUGAUAAAUGAGAAAACAGAACCAAAAGAGCAACAUGUUUCUCUGGAGAAAUAUUCAGAAAUUGUAAAAGAAACGAUGUCUUUUGUAAAUAAUUUUAAUCAUCAUUUUAUAGAUAAAAAUUUGGAAAUAAGGCUGAGAUCCUUUUUAAAUGAAAUUCUGCAAAACUAUUUCCUAAAAAAUCUUUCGGAAAGCGGUUUAUUUAAAGAGACAGAAUCUGAACCUAUGCACUCAAACAUACCUUCUCUAAGAACUAAAAGUUCUUCAGUAUCUUUUCAUGAGUUAGGACAAGACAUUUCAAAGGGGAGUUUUGGCAGAAGGCUUGAAAUAAACAUGAAAUAUCCUGUAAAUAAAUCUCUGCAAAACCAUCUUAUAGGUUUAUCAGAAAAUGAACUAUUAAAUCUAAAAGCUGAUUUAAGGAAAUACCUUCAGGUACUUUUUAUAGAUAAACUUUCAAAAUCAGGACUAAUCACUGAAAGGCAAUUAAAGGGAAUCAGCAACCGUAUAAAUUUGAUUAAGUCUAGUUUCACACCAUUAAAAUGUAUAAAGCCAGAUUUAUCUUUCAGAGAUGAAAAUAAAUUUAUGAAUGAGCAUUCAGAAAAGCAAAAUAAAUAUCCAAAAGUUGUUCAUAAAGCUACUUUACAAAAGGCAUCUGAGGAUAGAAUUGUAGAAACAGAACUGACCAGGAAGGAUGAAAAAGAGUAUUUUCCCUUACAGAAUACUAAAGAAAAUCCAGCAAUAAUUAGAGAACAGAAAACACUGACUUUAAUUAAAGUACAACCUUCUUCCAACAAAAAUACCCAAGCAAUUCCAUCAAAGAAGACAUCAGAAAGUCCUACAGACAUAGUGCUUAAGAAACAAAGGAAAACACAUGGUUUUGUGCAGCUUUCUGAAGCAGAACAUUUUGAUUUUAAUACAGAGAUUCAAAAUCCACAGAGUUGGAGUGGUAAAUCAGAAAUAACUCAAUCAAACACUUGCUUUGAAAGCACACUAAAAAUGAAGUCCCUUGAAAAAAAGGAGCAGAAUAUCUAUAAAUUGAUGGUACAGGAAAGACAUGAAGUAUUGUUGCCACCGAAUGUUAGGAUUCCUUAUUGCAAACUGCCAAGUGAAGAUGAAGAAGACGUAGGUAAAUUCACGUUUCCUCCCGGGCAGAGGAACACUUUAACUCAUCUCAGUUCAGAGGCUGGGAACAACCAUUGUCAGAGACUGAAAGGAUAUAAUAACAAUAAUAAAAAACAACAUUUAGAAACACUUGCACAUUCUGAAAAAGAAAUACAAACUCUUUAUAUAAAACCAAGUGAAAUUUGCAAUGAAAAAUGUGCAAAGGUCCUUGAAUCGUUUAAAUAUAAAGUUGUGGAAGCUGAGAAAAACUCAAAACCAUCCCUCUUCCCAGAAGUAUUGAAGAGAGGAAAUCUAAAUCCCAAGGUCCGAAAAGAAAGAGACCGUGUCAACAAACAAACAAAGUCACCUAAGACGGUAAAGAUACUAGCACCCACGCCGCCCACCAGGAGAAGGCCCAGGAAAUCUGUCCCACGGACAUUGCUUCAUUGGACUGCAAGAAGAACGAUACACGAUUGUUCGGAUAGAUUUGAGGAGGAUCUUCCUAUGACCUCAUUUCAGCAUCUUGAAAAAGUGAAAUCAAGAGCAAGGCUUUUAGAAAAGAACCCAGAUGAGAGCCAUGAUCGGUUGAAACAUACAAGACCAUGUACUGCUCCAGGGGUUAACAAGCGUCGAGAAAGCUACACUGGAAAGUUUACAAGUUCUCGAAUGGUUUCAGCACGCUUAGUUCAUUUAAAUGACACAGUCCCAGAUUAUGAAAUCCAUAAAACACAGCCAAAAAUUUUUAAAAGAAAAUGCUGAAAAUGUUUGCUCACUUGUGAUAUUAUCCAACUGUUAAACAGCUCAGAAUGAUAUAUGAGGCCGACAGUCAGAAUAUCAUUUCUCCAAUUAACAAAAUGGUUUGGAGAUCUGUCCUUUCGUGUGAUAGAAGUCAGCAACCAAAAUUCAUCUUGUUAGAACCAUUUUGUUUUAAUUAAAAUGUAAAAGAAACACAUUUUGAUGUAGAUGUUUUUGUUUAUGAACCAUAGGGAACACAGAAAUACAUAUUCAGUUCAUAUUCAUUAGCAAAGUUGUAUUCCCAGCUUUUCUUCUUUUUCAUUAUAUGACAGAAUUGCUCUAAUUCAUAGCUCUCAGAUUUUUCAAAUCUGUGUUAUGCUCUGAAUGAU
Messenger RNA from Myotis daubentonii (Daubenton's bat), 5618 nucleotides. RefSeq names its product C2 calcium dependent domain containing 6 (gene CATSPERT). Lineage: Eukaryota; Metazoa; Chordata; Mammalia; Chiroptera; Vespertilionidae. The record is from RefSeq and is a predicted model, not a curated record. The coding region runs from base 1 to 5253 and encodes 1750 amino acids. The transcript has 18 exons.